UAAAUCUAUAGUUCACUGUCUUAUAUCAUCUCUCGAUUGUCAAAAUGGGUGCUAAACCUGAAGAACUUCACAUAGUUUUCUUCCCAUUCAUGGCACAUGGCCACAUGAUUCCAACCCUUGAUAUAGCGAGACUCUUUGCAGCUCGCAAUAAAGUGAAGGUGACCAUUAUCACCACCCCUCUAAAUGUCUCCACCUUCUCAAAGGUCAUCCAAAGCAGCAAGGGAAUUGAAGCCUCGAUUAACAUUGAGAUAUUCAGGUUUCCAGCAAGGGAAGCUGGCCUGGCUGAAGGACUCGAGAACAUGGAACAAGUAAUGAGACCUGAGUUUAUCAACAAGUUUUUCAAAGCUGCAGAUUUGCUAAGUGAGCAACUCGAGCAGUACUUGGAGAAGGUCAGACCCAACUGCCUUGUUGCUGACAUGUUCUUCCCAUGGGCAACUGAUUGUGCAGCUAAGUUCAACAUCCCUAGGCUAGUCUUCCAUGGGUUUAGCUACUUUUCCCUUUGUGCUCAAGAAAUUAUCAGGCUACAUGAGCCCUUUAAGAAUGUGUCUUCUGACCAACAGACAUUCCUUCUUCCUUCCCUUCCCCAUGAGAUACAGUUAACAGGACUGCAGAUCUCGGAAGAUUUAAGGAAAAGUGACGAAACGGAAUUCAAAAGGAGAAUGGAUAAGAUCAAGGAAUCAGAGCUCGAGAGUUACGGAGUGAUUGUUAACAGCUUUUAUGAGUUGGAACCUGAUUAUGCAAAUUUUUUCAGAAAAGAAUUGGGGAGGAGGUCAUGGAAUAUAGGUCCUGUUUCACUAAGCAACAAAAGCAAAGAGGAGUCAAUAGAUGAACACGAGUGCUUGAAAUGGCUUAGCUCAAAGAAGCCUAAUUCAGUAAUUUACAUUUGUUUUGGGAGCACAGUAAGCUUUAUAGCUCCUCAACUGCAUGAGAUUGCAGUGGCUCUAGAAAUCACAGGGCAAGAAUUCAUUUGGGUCGUGAGGAAUAAUGCAGACAAUAUAAGAAAGAAUGAAGAGUGGUUGCCACCUGGAUUCGAACAACGGACAGAAGGCAAAGGCCUGAUAAUAAGAGGAUGGGCUCCACAGGUGUUAAUCUUGGAGCAUGAAGCCAUUGGAGCUUUUGUGACUCACUGUGGCUGGAACUCAACACUAGAAGGGAUUUCAGCUGGUGUACCAAUGGUUACAUGGCCUAUUUUCGCUGACCAAUUCUAUAACGAAAAAUUGGUGACUCAAAUUUUGAAGACUGGCGUCCCUGUCGGGGCUAAAAAGUGGAGUAGAAUUCCUUCAAUAGAGUAUCUCAUCAACCAGGAUGCUAUACAGAAAGCAUUGACAGAAAUAAUGGUGGGAAAAGAGGCAGAAGAGAGGAGAAACAGAGCAAAGAAGCUCAAGGAAAUGGCAUGGAAGGCUGUUGAAGAAGGUGGUUCUUCACAAUCUGAAAUAACAACAUUGAUAAAAGAAUUAAGAAGUUAUGAUCCCUUCAAGAAGAACAAUAGCAUGUUAACAGUUUAAGUUUUAAUUCUCUGUCCUAUUUCCUCUGUAAUUCAUCAUUGAUGCAAAUUAUCAUAUCGCCAUUUAUGUUCAAAAUCUGAAAUUAGUUGUAA
Spinacia oleracea (spinach) is the source of this 1597-nucleotide messenger RNA. RefSeq names its product scopoletin glucosyltransferase. Bases 45 to 1505 code for a protein of 486 amino acids. NCBI's taxonomy places the organism in Eukaryota, Viridiplantae, Streptophyta, Magnoliopsida, Caryophyllales, Amaranthaceae. The transcript has a single exon. Gene Ontology annotation, molecular function: UDP-glucosyltransferase activity. The record is from RefSeq and is a predicted model, not a curated record.